Phytophthora nicotianae INRA-310 is the source of this 147-nucleotide messenger RNA. RefSeq lists its product as hypothetical. NCBI's taxonomy places the organism in Eukaryota, Oomycota, Peronosporomycetes, Peronosporales, Peronosporaceae. Bases 1 to 147 code for a protein of 48 amino acids. The transcript has 2 exons. The record is from RefSeq and is a predicted model, not a curated record.
AUGGUCCUACCAAUUCGCAACGUCAAAAGCCUUCAGGACAUGGAAAACCAGGUCGGCGUCGGCUUCGCUGACCGUGCUGGCACUAUUAACGUUGAUGGAAUUGGCUUGAUCUGUGAUAAAGGUGGAGACCAGGUUUGUACCAGUUAA